Bufo gargarizans (Asiatic toad) is the source of this 2074-nucleotide messenger RNA. RefSeq names its product zinc finger protein OZF-like. The coding region runs from base 150 to 1553 and encodes 467 amino acids. NCBI's taxonomy places the organism in Eukaryota, Metazoa, Chordata, Amphibia, Anura, Bufonidae. The record is from RefSeq and is a predicted model, not a curated record. The transcript has 2 exons.
UGAGGGGUGAUGAGCAGAGUACAGAGGACAUUCCUACAGAUAACCGCCCAGAUGACUGUACCAGGAACUUAGGGAAACAUCUGGUAUCUUCAGAUUUUGAAGUAGAUGAUUGUGGUAUCACACAAAAUACAUUUGAAGAGCAUGCCAAUAUGCAAGAUAUACCCUCAUCGAAUCACAGCAACAAUGCAUCAUUUAAUUCUUUUAAACAGGUCCGAUUUUCUGAUUUAUCACAGACUGAAAUACAGAAUAAAAGUCACAGAAGAGGUGCUAAACAUCAAACAGCUCACGUAAAAGAGAAACCAUUUUUAUGUUCAGAAUGUGGUAAAUGUUUUGAAUAUAAAUCAGCUCUUGUUGUACAUCAGAGAAUUCACACAGGAGAGAAGCCAUUUUCAUGUUCAGAAUGUGGUAAAUGUUUUCACCAAAAAUCUAAUCUUGUUACACAUCAGAGAAAUCACACAGGGGAGAAGUCAUUUUCAUGUUCAGAAUGUGGGAAAUGUUUUAAGCAUAAAUCAGCUCUUGUUGUACAUCAAAGAAAUCACACAGGGGAGAAGCCAUUUUCAUGUUCAGAUUGUGGGAAACGUUUUAAGCAGAAAUCAGCUCUUGUUAAACAUAAGAGAAAUCACACAGGAGAGAAGCCAUUUUCAUGUUCAGAAUGUGGUAAAUGUUUCAACCAAAAAUCAUAUCUUCUUGUUCAUCAGAGAAUUCACACAGGAGAGAAGCCAUUUUCAUGUUCAGAAUGUGGUAAAUAUUUCCACCAAAAAUCAUAUCUUCUUGUUCAUCAGAGAAUUCACACAGGAGCGAAGCCAUUUUCAUGUUCAGAAUGUGGGAAAUGUUUUAAGGGUAAAUCAGCUCUUGUUGUACAUCAGAGAAAUCACACAGGAGAGAAGCCAUUUUCAUGUUCAGAAUGUGGGAAAUGUUUUAAGCAGAAAUCAGCUCUUGUUGAACAUCAGAGAAAUCACACAGGAGAGAAGCCAUUUUCAUGUUCAGAAUGUGAGAAAUGUUUUACCAAUAAAUCAUCUCUAUUUAAACAUCAGAGUAUUCACACAGGGGAGAAGCCAUUUUCAUGUUCAGAAUGUGGGAAAUGUUUUAACCGUAAAUCAAGUCUUGAUGCACAUCGGAAAAUUCACACAGGGGAAAAGCCAUUUUCAUGUUCAGAAUGUGGGAAAUGUUUUAAUCAUAAAUCACAUUUAGUUAUACAUCAGAGAAGUCACACAGGGGAGAAGCCAUUUUCAUGUUCAGAAUGUGGGAAAUGUUUUAAUCAGAAAUCAGAUCUUGUUAUCCAUCAAAGAAGUCACACAGGGGAGAAACCAUUUUCAUGUUUAGAAUGUGGGAAAUGUUUUCAUUGUAAAUCACAUCUUGUUAGACAUCAGAGAAUUCACAUAGGAGAGAAGCAAUAUUCAUGUUCAGAAUGUGGAAAAUGUUUCAACCAUAAAUCAGAUCUUGUUACUCAUCAGAGAAAUCACACAGGGGAGAAGCCAUUUUCAUGUUCAGAAUGUGAUAAGUGUUUCAACCAUAAAUCAUCUCUUGUUAACCAUCAAAAAACCCACAUAUAAGAGAAGCCAUCUUCAUGCUUAGCCCGUUAGUUCGGUUACCAGAUGUAGCUGAGGGCUUGGAGCGAUGAUUGGUACCGCUGUGAAAGCUCCCCAAACAAACAUAGUCUCCUGUAUUGAAUGGAUAUUGGUAAUCAAAGGACAGAUAAGGUUUUUAUUUUUUAUAUAUAUCCUCAAUAUAUAUACACAAAUGUUUGGCGAGAGAAAAAAAAAAAAAGUUUCCCAAAGGUACCACCCUGCCUGUGAUCGGCAUGGGGACCCUCCAUUCCUGUAAAACUGCAAAUACAGGGUCCUGUAUGUAAAAGUCCCAAAAAAUAGAGCUGGAUUCCCACAAGGGUUGGUGUCUAGACAUGUGGAAAAAGGGGCGUCAUUCACACUUGUAAAUGGCCAGUUAUUUGCAGUCAAGUGGAAUUACAGAUAGGAUAUAACAUAGUUUAUAAGGCUGAAAAAGACAUCUGUCCAUCCAGUUCAGCCUGUUAUCCUACAAGUUGGUCCAGAGGAAGGCAAAAAAAAAACCUGUGAGA